This is a messenger RNA of Rhizopus microsporus ATCC 52813, 1497 nucleotides long. Its product is annotated as putative ZWF1-glucose-6-phosphate dehydrogenase. Bases 1 to 1497 code for a protein of 498 amino acids. Gene Ontology annotation, biological process: pentose-phosphate shunt, oxidative branch; glucose metabolic process. The transcript has 4 exons. The record is from RefSeq and is a predicted model, not a curated record. NCBI's taxonomy places the organism in Eukaryota, Fungi, Mucoromycota, Mucoromycetes, Mucorales, Rhizopodaceae. Gene Ontology annotation, cellular component: cytosol. Gene Ontology annotation, molecular function: NADP binding; glucose-6-phosphate dehydrogenase activity.
AUGACUUCUCCUGUCCAAGUACUCUGUGAACAACUCACAGUUCUUGGCGCCUCUGGCGACCUUGCCAAAAAAAAGACAUACCCAGCCUUAUUUGGCCUUUAUCGCAACGGAUUCUUACCAGAGAACACGAGAAUUAUUGGUUACGCGCGCACCAAGAUGUCACAUGAGGAUUAUAUCAACCGUAUCACGCAGUACAUCAAGAUUCAAGAUGCUGAUAAACUCGAGCAAUUCAAAAAGAUGACCUUUUACGUCUCGGGUCAGUAUGACGAAGACGCUUCCUUCCAAAAGUUGAGAGAGGCCAUCGAACAAUCUGAAAAGGAGAGAGCAGUCAAGAAGAAGAAUCGCGUGUAUUAUAUGGCCUUGCCUCCUUCAGUUUUCAUUCCUGUCGCUCAAGGUAUUAAGCGCAACGUCUACACAACCGAAGGAUCCAACCGUUUGGUUGUUGAAAAGCCUUUUGGUAUGGAUUCAGAGAGUUCAGCCCAUUUGGGUCGUGAAUUAGGUGCCCUCUUUACUGAGAACGAGAUCUACCGUAUCGAUCAUUAUCUCGGAAAGGAAAUGGUCAAGAACAUCAUGAACCUUCGUUUCGCCAAUGUCCUGUUUGGACAUGCCUGGAAUCGUACCUACAUCGAUAACGUCCAAAUUACAUUCAAGGAACCCUUUGGAACCGAAGGACGCGGUGGAUACUUUGAUGAAUUUGGUAUCAUCCGUGAUGUGAUUCAGAACCAUCUUCUCCAAGUCCUCACCUUGGUCGCAAUGGAACGACCCAUCUCUACGGACGCUGAAGCCAUCCGUGACGAAAAGGUCAAGGUGCUCAAAUGUAUCUCUCCUAUCAAGAUUGAAGACACAUUGCUGGGCCAAUACGUCGCGGCCGAUGGCAAACCGGGAUACCUCGAAGACGAGACGCUCAAGAACAAGGACAGCUUGACACCCACCUUUGCCGCGGCUGUCUGUUUUGUCAACAACGAGCGAUGGGAAGGUGUGCCCUUUAUUUUGAAGGCAGGUAAGGCCCUGAAUGAGGCCAAGGUCGAGGUCCGUCUCCAGUUCCACCGAGUGGCAGGUAACCUCUACGGCGACUCACCUCGCAACGAACUUGUCAUCCGCAUUCAACCCAAGGAAGCCGUCUAUAUGAAGUUCAAUAACAAACAGCCCGGCUUGUCAUACCAAACGAUCCAAACUGAUCUCGACUUGUCCUACCACGAGCGUUAUACAGAUCUCGCUAUCCCAGACGCAUAUGAAUCCCUUAUCCUCGAUGUCCUCCGUAAUGAUCACUCCAACUUUGUCCGUGAUGACGAACUUACCGCGGCUUGGAAUAUCUUUACACCGCUGCUUCACAAGAUUGAUCGUCAUGAUGAUGACGUCGAUAUCAAAAAGUAUCCUUAUGGCUCACGUGGUCCUCAGGAACUAGAUGAGUUUGUCAAAAAGUAUGGUUAUCAUCGCGAUACAAGUGGAUACACCUGGCCGCGUCAAAAUGUCAAUCCUUCUACUAAUAAGCUCUAA